AUGGAGGACGUGGUAGGCGGUGCGAGCAGUCAGCCAGAAGUCGCAGUGCGUGCACCUCCAAGCACAGUACCGCGUGGCAGACGCCAUCGCAAAGCGCAGACGGAGUUCGUGGAAGCGCUGGAGAGGCCCAAGUCGCGAAUCGCUGCGAGCCGAUCAUUCAUUCGCCAAAUCGCGCAAUGGGGCCGAUCCAAUCCCAAGGCCGCGAUCGACCUCUCCCUCUCGCGGCGCCAUGUCCGCGCUCAAUUGCCGCUCCCUUUCCGGUUUGCUUUCUCUCGACAGCAUCUUCCGCCGUCAGCGGGGCGUUCUUCAGAUUGCCGAUGCGACGACAGCUGCACACCUUACCGUGGAUUCGAAGGAUGCUUCACGUUUCUGCCAAUCGGAUUUGGGCGUAGAAUUGAUGUGCAUUGA
Molecule: messenger RNA, 408 nt
Organism: Marchantia polymorpha subsp. ruderalis
Lineage: Eukaryota; Viridiplantae; Streptophyta; Marchantiopsida; Marchantiales; Marchantiaceae
Source: the annotation of a GenBank genome assembly